This is a messenger RNA of Rhopilema esculentum, 6551 nucleotides long. Its product is annotated as F-actin-monooxygenase MICAL3. NCBI's taxonomy places the organism in Eukaryota, Metazoa, Cnidaria, Scyphozoa, Rhizostomeae, Rhizostomatidae. The record is from RefSeq and is a predicted model, not a curated record. Gene Ontology annotation, molecular function: protein binding; FAD binding.
UGUUGUUUGAAAACUAACAAAUACUUUCGUUGAAUAAAGAUGACUGACAAGAGAGCAAAAAUGGAGUUCCCUAUUUCUAGAGACCGAUUUAACACUGUAUGGUGUUGUAAUAGUACUUUUUAAUAAUUGCGUCAUCGAAGCAGAAUGCUCUAAAUCUGGAGUAAUCUCAGUCUGUUGCUUACUUUGCAGUUCAUUUUUGGAUCAGCGCUUUUUAUUGUGUUCAUAGGCCCAACUGUGCACGACAGAAAUUAUCCUUUCUCGAGUUGGAUUUGGAGUCAAUGAUCUCAGUUCUUCAAAAAAGCACUUUUGAGCGAAAUAAUCUUUUUUGGAUGUCGGUCAGGCCACUGCACCUUUCGAACUGAGUAUGUAACAAUUGACAUAUCACAUCAGUUCCGGCUAGCCGAGAUCUUGAAAUAUGAUUGGUAAAUCUUAAUGUUGUAACUGGGUGGGUAAAGAAAAGUUUUCCUGUUCAAUAGACUGCGUGUUAUUUUUAACGCAAUUUAGUACUGUAGGGAACUGGCUUUUUGUUUUGCUGAGAGUGGUGCAUCUUGGCCUCAAAUUGAUGGAGAUAAUUGGAGCGAAUGUGUUUAUUUAUUUUUUCCUAGCAGAGAAAACUCCAAGAUAUUUGAAUGGGAAACAGUAUCACAUGAUAAGAAAGUUUAAAUGAAUACAAAGAAAUAUUAACAUCAAUUAUCAAUGUUUGAAAGAGCAAUUUGCCUUUGAAUUAGGCCAAUAUAGCGCUGAAAUUUUGCGAUAUUGAAAUACUGCUUCGGGUUAAAAAUGGAAUCCGGAAGAAAUUCGUUUAGUCCAACUGGUGAUGAUGACGAAAUUCUCAUUAAAGAAGAGCUGACUAGUGAACAAAUAUUUUCAGAGUUUGUAACACAAAGUGCAGAUUUGUUGGAAACUGUUCAGACUUUCCAUCAUCUAUGUCAGUCAUUAGAUAUCAAUCCUAGAAAUUAUAAAACAGUGUUUCAAAGUUUAGCUGCCAGACUCACAUUUUGGAAGGCCAAAAAUUUAUGGAAUAAAAUUGAGAAAAGGGCCAAACAUUCUGAUUAUAAAAAUAAGCCAUGUGCUAGACUGAAGACUGUAGUAAUUGGUGCUGGACCUUGUGGUUUGCGAACAGCUAUCGAACUUGCUCUGCUAGGAGCUGAGGUAAUUGUUAUUGAAAAAAGGGACAGCUUUUCAAGAAACAAUGUACUUCAUUUAUGGCCAUUCCUUAUUGUGGAUCUUAAAAGUCUUGGCGCAAAGAUAUUUUAUGGAAAAUUUUGUGCUGGCUCAUUGGAUCACAUCAGUAUACGCAAACUCCAAUGUAUCCUGUUGAAAGUCUGCCUGAUUCUUGGUGUACAGGUUUAUGCACAAACAUCAUUUGAUGAGUUACUUGAACCAACUGAAGGCCAUGGGUGGAGGGUAAAAACAUCACCAAGUCAUGCUGACAUUGCAAAUACGGAUAUAGAUGCUAUUGUAGGGGCUGAUGGAAGGAGGAAUUUAUUGAAAGGAUUUAAAAGAAAGGAGUUCAGAGGAAAGUUAGCAAUUGGAAUUACAGUGAACUUUGUCAACAAGAACACCCAGGUGGAGGCUGCUAUCGAAGAAAUCAGUGGUGUUGCAUUUAUUUAUAAUCAACAAUUUUUUCAAGAACUGAAAGAUAAAACAGGGAUAGAUCUGGAAAAUAUUGUAUAUUACAAAGAUGAUACACAUUAUUUUGUAAUGACUGCAAAGAAGAGAAGUUUACUAGAUAAAGGAGUCAUUAAAGAGGACAAUUCUGAUGCAUAUCAACUCCUUGCACCACAAAAUGUCCAUCAACCAUCACUGCUGAAAUAUGCAACACAGGCUGUUGAUUUUUCAACAAACUAUAAACUACCUCACCAUGAGUUUGCAAUGAAUCAUUACGGAAAAGAAGAUGUUGCUAUGUUUGAUUUUACUUCUAUGCAUGCUGCAGAAAACGCUUCUAGAAUUAUAGAGAGAAAAGGAAAAAGAAUUUUGAUGGGAGUUGUUGGUGAUACCUUGAUUGAGCCAUUUUGGCCAACUGGAUCAGGCUGUGCUAGAGGCUUCCUGAGUGCUUUUGAUGCAGCAUGGGCUGUUAGAAGUCUUGGCCUAGGCAAGGAGCCCUUGGAUAUUAUCCAGGAGAGAGAAAGUAUUCUGAGAUUAUUGGCUCAAACAAAACCUGGAAAUAUGCUUACAGACCACCAGAAAUACUCAAUUGAUCCUUCAACAAGGUAUCCAAAUUUGAAUGCAAGAUCAAUAAAGAAGGAAGCUGUGAGACAUUUGUAUGACAAGUCAAACAUCCCCUUCAGAACAAUCGACUAUGAAACUAUGUCAAAGCAAUCAGCCUUGCCUGUUUCUCCUAAAAAACAAGCAGAGAGAGAAAGCAACAUAGAUGCAUUUAGUUUACUACGUUGGUGCCAGGAACAGACCAAGGCUUACCCUGGAGUGAAAAUAGUUGAUUUGGCUAUUUCGUGGAAAAGCGGUUUAGGAUUUUGUGCCAUCAUUAAUCGAUAUCGACCCGACCUUUUGAACUUCUUUGAACUGGAUGACGACGAUGCUGAGAAGAACUGCCAGUUGGCAUUUGAUAUAGCAGAUGAACAUCUUGGUAUUCCUCCAAAAACUUCUGGUAAAGAUUUCACCAGCAGUGCCGUUCCAGACAGAUUGACAGUCAUUAGUUACCUGUCUUUGUUUUACGAUGCUUUCAAGGGAGAACUGCCAGAAACAGAUGAAGUUGAUGGCGAAGUUUCGAAAAAACCUCGAGUAUUAUUCUGGAACACACUACGCACCUUUGCCGUUGUUGGAACAAACACGAAGUCAAAACUACCAUCACCGGGACCUGAAUCGCCGAGAAAAUCUCCUUUGAAGGCGAACAAAAACACAAUUAUCGCCAGACUGUCAAGAAAGUCUAAAAAGAAAACUAGAAACAUGCAGUCUAGAAAAACAAAAGAAAGAUCAGAUAACAAAGAAAAUAAGGCUGCUGUUGGAAACAAAAAUCUUAAAAGGUUUGAUGGACAGAAAGGUGGAAAAUUACUCGAGAAAAAAGCACUUUUAGAGGAUGAAAGUGAUGUGAAUUCCUCACCGGAACACCAACCAUAUUUGCAGAAACAGAAAGAAGUCGAAAAGCCUUUGAAGAUAUUGCAGCCAAUGGCUAAUCAACAAAAGAACGAGGCUGCUCUCCCAUCAAUUCAAGACGAGUCUAGGCCUCGAAAUGAUUCUGGCGAAUCAGUGUUUGUUAUAACCGGCGUGCAAACAGGGGAGAGUGAGACUGACGUCAUUCAAAACCAGUCGAAAAGAACAAGCAAAAUUAAUAUGCUUGCUGAAAGUGUUUUUGGUGUUCCAACGAAGCAGGCCGUUGCUGAGGCUGAAGCCACUCUAUCAGAAAGUGAGCUGUGCUUCUUCUGUAAACGAAGAGUCUAUGUUUUGGAGAGAAUGUCUGCUGAGGGUCUGUUUUUUCAUCGACAAUGCUUCCGCUGCAACGUGUGCAAAUGCAACCUGUUGCUUGGAAACUAUGCUUUUGAUGCUGAUGAUGAUGAUGAUGGCAAAAACGGAAGCUUCUAUUGCAAAAUGCACUUCAAUCGGAUCUUGUACAAAAAACCCAAGGCAGUUACAGACGAGCAAAAGGAAGCGGUUGCCAGCCCUGGUCGUUCAAGACGAGCAAGACCCGUUACACAAAUUAUACAGCCAUCUUCCCUUCAAAAGACCUUCCCAGAAAUCAUUGCUCCAGAGGAAAGUUCCUUGCCAGGUGAAAUACCACGUGAUCGCUCUCACACCGCUAUGGAAACACGAGUUAGUGACAUAAAUGAUUUGAAAGAGCGUUCUUCCAGUCCUUAUGAUAAAUUUGAGGCAAAGACUCUUGUUCGACACCCAAGCUUGACAAGAAUGCAAUCGAAGAAUUUAUCUCCCAGCAAGGCCUACCCACCAAGCACAAAAAUACAGCAUGCAGUGUCGACGCCGGCUUUGCAGAAGCUAUUGAACGAGGAUAAUGAGUUCGGUGAAGACCUUCGGAGGAGAGCUGAGCUCAAGGAUGAAAGUAAUCAACGACGUAAGCAUUUGCGAAAACUGCAACCGAGCAUGGAGUUGCGAAAGUCGAUUGAAAGGGAUCUGUUGUCUGAUGAGGUCAUUGUACCAGGCCAGCCUAGUAGCCCUAAGUUUAAGAAGCGAUUGGAAUUGGAUGAAGAUUUCAAAAAGGAAGAUGCAGGGAUGAAGCUAAGGCCAGUGUCAGUAAAUAUCGAUAUAGGAGAUGAAGUAGAAGAGUCAACUGGUAAGGACAAACUUGAAGACGGGAAGGUCAAACCAAAGAAGAAGAAGUUUGUUUUGAAGAAGAAAAAGCCAAAAAAGACUGCGGAAGAUGUCAUUCCAGAGGAGAAGGAUUUGUUGUCUUCACCCGAAGAGAAAAAGGCUCCUGUCAAUAUUCCAUAUGCUUUGGGAGAAGAUGUGAGGGAAAAGAGGUCGCUAGUAAGCUCUAUUGCAGAAGUUUCGGAUAAAGGAACGACCAGUGAAGUCCCUGCUUCUGUGGCUGAUAAAGAGAAACUACCUAAAGGUAAAGCGGACAUGGCUAAUGAAGGUGAUGAGCCGGUGUAUUUGGAGAUAUUACCGCAUGACACCGAGAGGGAUGUUGAAAUGCCAGGGAUCAGUUUAGAUAAGAAGAAGAAGGAGGUCGUGAAAAGCAAAAAGGAAAUUGAAAAGGAAAAGAAAGAGUUAAAGAAGGAGAAGAAAAAGAGUAAGAUAAAGGAAAAGAAGGAGGCCAAAAGAGAGAAGAAAAAGACAAAGAAAGAGAAAAAGUCAAAUAGUGACAAUGAAUCUGACUGGGUGGUUGUUGAUUUCAAUCCUGGAAGCAACGAAUGCCACGUCAUAGACGGUCCUCGAGAGAGGCUAUCAACAGAUGAUAGCGAGGCUAGUGACGUCGAGAAACAAACACCAAAGAAAGAUAAACUCUUUUCUAGCAUUCUUGGAACAAAACCAAAGGCCGUGCAAAAAACGCCGGAAGAGCAAAAAGAGGAGGAACGAAAGCAAAAGAGGAAAGAAAUGAAGAAAAUACAGCAAGCCGCAAAUGAACGAAGGUUAAAGCGAUUGUGGGAGGCGCAAUCAAUUCAGAGAAAAUUAAACGAAGUCGAGGUUAAGCAAGUUGAACUCGACGAAAGAGCUAAAACUCUCGAAAGAAAAUUACGAAGACCUUACCUUAAACCGGAAGAAGAAAAAACACUGAUGCUGGACUGGUUUCAGAUUGUUAAUGACAAGAAUGUUUUGCUGAGAUUUGAAUCAGAGUUGGUGAUUCAAGCAAACAGUAUCCAGCUAGAAGACAGACAGGCUAGACUUGAAAGUGACAUCAGAGAACUUCUUACCUCAGAUCAUCCUAAUCCAGAUGACCAAGAGUGGAUUCAAGUCCUUACGAAGGAGCUUGUAGAUACUGUGGAGGAGAGAAAUAAUCUCGUGGAAAUGCUGGAAGAAGAUAGACUAAGGGAACUGGAAGAAGACAAGAAUUUCCACGACCUAUUAGCAUGCAAAGCUGAGGAGCUGGGCAUGGAUCGACUGAUAUGAUUCUGUGAUGUCUUGUGGGCACAAUGUUAUGUACUUGCAUCGAUUCUGGAAGAACUCCAAUUUCUCUUGUAAUAGUACAAACUGUGCUUACAGAACUUACAUACUCGAUGCCCCUGAAUAAGCUUGAUUUAUGAUUUCCAGGGACUGUUAUGCCUCGAAAAGAACUAGUUUAGGCUGUUAUUUUUCUCGAUUUGAUUUCUCAGUUUUUUCUUAUAUUUUGAAGCUUUGAAAUAACGUAGAAAAAGCAAUCACACCUGCAUCUGACACCAUAUUGCACUUAUAAUUAGAUCUUGCUUCCGUUAUAAAGAUCAAUCGCAAUUUAUCACUUUAUGUUUUGAUUUGGCUCUGAUAGUGAUUCAGCUUUUUGCUUCGCAAAACUCCCGAUGUGUUUUUUGCCAAGUUCCAAUUUCAAUUCGACGUCCAGGAGUUGCAGAUAUUGCUAAGUUUUGAGUAAUUUUCAAAAAUCUGCCUGUAUGAAAAAAAAUUAAUUUUUUAAGUGGCCCUAAAGUUUGUGUGUUAUAGUCUCACCAGGCCUACCUGCUUCGCAGUCCACGAUCCAUUAUUUUAAGUAAAUAUUUUUGUUCAAAGCCUCAAAAUAUUAAAUUUUUACCAUGUUUUUGUUUUGGGCUUGCGAUUUUAUAUUAGCUGCUAUUUACAAACAAAUGUAAUUAAUAAAGGAGAUUUUUGUAAAGUAAUAUAUUUACAAUUAGAGUGUUAUUUUGUGCUUUGGAAUAACUUUUUGUUAUUUAUUAGAGGGAUUGAUGGCGAUUAAGAAUGUUCCCAAGAAUUAAAUAGAAUUUUUUUUGUCUGACAAAGUAGACUAAUUUAAAACGAAGGUUUUGUAUUGCAUUUUCUGACAAUGUAACUAAACAUAAAUUUUCAAAAAAUAAGUAUGUUUGUUCAGGGUUUGUCUGGAAAGCAAAUACUUACGUUUCGAUUGGGAUAAUUUUCAAUCGUUAAAAAGCAUUGGAGUAGUGAUUAUAUUUUAAUGAAUUUUUUCGAUGUUAUUUGACUAUUCCUUUUUAAGUUAA